AGAACCUUCCUGAUGUAUAUAUGCAGAUAGUGAGAUUUGAAACAGCUUUUUGAGAUAAUAAUAUAAUAAUAUAAUAAAACUCUAAUUUAGGGAGCAACAAUUCUCCUAAUUUUUCUACUCUCCGUGGGAAUGAGUUGCCAACCUUUUACUUCGGCUGAUACCUUUAUACCUCUUAAUUCGGAGUCCUCUGCAACUCUGCCUCUGAUAAUGCAUCACAGCGCUGCUGAGUGCCUACCAGUUUCCAACCACACCACCAAUGUGAUGUCUACAGUCCCGUCUAUUUUGUCUUUGAUCCAAACUUCUAAAUAUUUGCCUACAUAUUUUUCGGUGACAACGUUGGGAAACACAGCAACUGGACUUCACUACUCUGUUCCUUCCUGUCAUUAUGGAAACCAGCCAUCGACUUAUGGAGUGAUGGCAGGCAGCUUAACCCCCUGUCUCUAUAAGUUUCCUGACCACACCCUGAGUCAUGGCUUUCCGCCCAUGCACCAGCCUCUCCUGGCAGAGGACCCCACAGCCAUGGACUUCAAGCAGGAACUCAGGCGGAAAAGUAAAUUGAUUGAAGAGCCAAUAGACAUGGAUUCUCCAGAAAUUCGAGAACUUGAAAAGUUCGCCAAUGAAUUUAAAGUGAGAAGAAUUAAGUUAGGAUACACCCAGACAAACGUCGGGGAAGCCCUGGCAGCUGUGCACGGCUCAGAAUUCAGUCAAACAACUAUCUGCCGAUUUGAAAACCUGCAGCUCAGCUUCAAAAAUGCGUGCAAACUAAAAGCAAUAUUAUCCAAAUGGCUGGAAGAGGCUGAGCAAGUCGGAGCUUUAUACAAUGAAAAAGUGGGAGUAAAUGAAAGGAAAAGGAAACGGAGAACAACUAUAAGUAUUGCUGCAAAAGGUGCUCUGGAGAGACACUUUGGACAGCAGAAUAAACCUUCCUCUCAAGAGAUCAUGAGGAUGGCUGAAGAACUGAAUCUUGAGAAAGAAGUAGUAAGAGUUUGGUUUUGCAACCGGAGGCAGAGAGAAAAACGGGUAAAAACAAGUCUGAAUCAGAGUUUAUUUACUAUUUCCAAGGAAAAUCUUGAAUGCAGAUAAGAUUUUCUAUUGUGUAAUUGCAAAUUUUCUAUCUUUCCUUCCUUUCCAUUCUCCAACAAAAAUAGGAACUAGUUAUUUGGUUGGCUUCAAAAAUCAUUUUAUGUCAAUAACUUUUGCAGGAGCUUUCCUUUUCUACAUUCUAAAAAUUUAAUUUAUUUUGAUUAAUUAUUUUCUUUAAUUAUUCUCAGAAUCCACAUUGUACAUUUAAUAGUAGUAAAACAAUGAUUCUCUCUCCCUCUAUCUCUAUUU
Molecule: messenger RNA, 1332 nt
Organism: Molossus molossus (Pallas's mastiff bat)
Lineage: Eukaryota; Metazoa; Chordata; Mammalia; Chiroptera; Molossidae
Gene: POU1F1
Product: POU class 1 homeobox 1
Exons: 6
Coding region: 130-1083 (317 amino acids)
Biological process (GO): regulation of transcription by RNA polymerase II
Molecular function (GO): DNA-binding transcription factor activity, RNA polymerase II-specific; RNA polymerase II cis-regulatory region sequence-specific DNA binding
Source: RefSeq, a predicted model, not a curated record